Molecule: messenger RNA, 1253 nt
Organism: Pocillopora damicornis (cauliflower coral)
Lineage: Eukaryota; Metazoa; Cnidaria; Anthozoa; Scleractinia; Pocilloporidae
Source: RefSeq, a predicted model, not a curated record
GCUUGUCUAUUCCAGACUGAAAUCAGCACAAGGUCAAAUGGGAACACCUAAAAAAAUUCCAUUUCCUAAAGCCUCUGAAAGGAAAACGACUGACAUUCUGAUCAGAUCAGACCAUCCUGAUCUUACGUUAGCCUUGACAGAAUGUUAUGGUCGAAUUGGAGCGCCAGUAGCAAGAAAAGCGCUAUUGGGGUGGACCUGUGUUGGACGUUUACCCGCCCUUUCUUCAGCUAAAAAGGUUGCCCACGCCAAAACCUUUCGGAUCCAGACCUUGUGCGAGACCCGUCUCGAUGAACAACUACGAGGAAUGUGGGAGAUCGACUCACUUGAAGUUAGAAAUUCAGACGAUAGUCAGUUGAAUCAGGAGGAGAUCUUAGCUAUGUCAAAGGUCGAAAAGUCAAGACGAUGGAUCGGGGGCCGUUACGAAAGGAAGAGUUGCCCUCCUUACCUGACAAUAGAGAAGAAGCAGAGAAACGUUUGUUCUCUUUGGAAAAAAACACCUCAAGAAGCCAGAAGUUGCGAGACGUUGCAAAGAAGCAAUGAAUGCGAAUGUCGAGAAGGGCUACAUUCGGCAGUUAGAAUCUUACGAGGCAGAGGAAGGUCCAAGCUGGUACCUUCCACACUUUCCAGUGAGACCACUAAAGUACGCAUAGUAUUUGACUCGGCUGCACGUUGCAAGGGCGUUUCCUUGUAUGAUGCAAUGCUUACUGGGCCUAAACUUCAACGAGAUGUCCUGGAGAUACUUCUACGAUUUAGACUGAGACCUGUCACCCUAGUAGCAGACAUCAAGGAAAUGUUUCCCCAAGUGGUCCUCGCUGAGAAAGCCCGCAAGUAUCACAGACUGUUAUGAAGAGAUCUCGAUCUCACAAAGCCUGUGGAUGUCUAUGAAGCAGUCCGUUCAACCUUUGGAGACAGAGCAUCCCCUAAUCUAGCCCAGUUCGUGCUUCGCAGCCACGCCCUAGAAUUUAAAGAGAACUACCCAGCAGCAGCUAUGGUCCUGCUUCGAGAUAUGUACAUGGAUGAUAUCUUUCACUCAGAAGAAACUGUAGAAGACGUCGUUCUCGUCCGUGAAGAAUUGACAAAGGUCCUGGGUAGCGCUGGUUUCCAUGCCCAAAAGUGGUGUAGUAAUCGAACAGAGCUUCUAGAAGAAAUCCCACAAGAGGAUCGAGCAACUGGAGUAAAGCUUGACAACUCAGAACUACCAAGUGUCAAGACAUUAGGAGUCCGUUAGAAUGCGAGUGAAGCUGUUGUCACGU